GCCCCGGUGUAGUAGCGGGGGCGGCGGCCGGGGGCAGCGCGGCUCCUUCCCUUGUUGUGUGUGUCGGUGCCUCCUCGCCAUCUUGUUGCAAAGCCUUUUCUUGUCGGCGGGACUCCCGGGGACCGCGGGGCGGGAGGCAUUAGAAGAGAGGAAGAGAGGGAGGAGAAGGAGGGAGGCAGUGCCGCCUUUUUUUUGCAUCAAAUUUUUUUUUAAUUUGCAAAUUGUAUUUUGCAAAUAUUUUGGGAGACAUUGAUUUUUCUCCCCGUGCUCCCCCGUUCUUCCUUGCGGAGUGCACUGCGCCGCCCAGCCCUGUCGCCCCCCGGAGGUGAUCCCUCCCUCCUGCCUGCCCGCCAGCCUGACCUGUGCCCAGCUUGCGGGCCGCAGUCUCGGCCCAGGCGCACCCCCGGCAGCUCUCGGCGCGAUGAGCAUAGAGACGCUACUGGAGGCGGCCCGCUUCCUGGAAUGGCAAGCGCAGCAACAACAGAGAGCACGUGAGGAGCAGGAGCGGCUUCGCUUGGAGCGGGAGCGGGAGCGGGAGCAGGAGCAGAAGAAGGCCAGCAGCCUGGCCAGGCUGGCCCAUGCCCUUCCUGUGGAGGAACCCCGAAUCGAGGCACCACCCCUGCCUCUGUCACCACCGGCACCCCCACCGGCACCACCACCACCACUUGCCACCCCCACCCCACUGACUGUCAUUCCUAUUCCAGUAGUGACCAACUCACCUCAGCCUUUGCCCCCACCCCCACCACUGCCUCCUGCAGCCCAGCCUCUGCCCCUGGCACCUCGGCAGCCAGCCCUGGUUAGCACCCCUGGACUCAGCAUUAAGGAGUCUGCUUCCUUGCCCACCAGGCCACAGGUGCCAACCCCUGCUCCCCUACUGCCAGACUCUAAGACCACCCUUAACGCCACCGGCAGCCCCAAGCCUUUGCAGCCCCUCCCCACACCCAUCCUGACCAUAGCACCACACCCCGGAGUCCAACCCCAGCUGGCCCCCCAGCAGCCACCCCCACCCACUCUUGGGACCCUGAAGUUGGCACCAGCUGAAGAAGUCAAGUCCAGCGAACAGAAGAAGAGGCCUGGGGGGAUCGGAACCAGAGAAGUCCACAACAAAUUGGAGAAGAACAGGAGGGCCCAUCUGAAGGAAUGCUUUGAGACCCUGAAACGCAACAUCCCCAACGUGGACGACAAGAAGACGUCGAAUCUCAGCGUACUGCGGACGGCGCUGCGGUACAUUCAGUCCCUGAAGAGAAAGGAGAAGGAAUAUGAGCAUGAGAUGGAGCGGCUGGCACGGGAGAAGAUUGCCACGCAGCAGCGGUUGGCGGAGCUCAAGCACGAGCUAAGCCAGUGGAUGGACAUGCUGGAGAUUGACCGCGUGCUCCGGCAGACGGGCCAGCCUGAGGACGACCAGGCCUCCACCUCUACUGCCUCUGAGGGUGAGGACAACAUAGACGAGGAUAUGGAGGAGGACCAGGCUGGCCUGGGCCCACCUAAGCUGAGCCAUCGUCCCCACCCGGAGCUGCCGAAGCCACCGCCCAGCACUGCCCCUGCGCCUCUGCCUCCCCACCCACACCCCCACUCCCAGCCUGUGGCCCUGUCUCCUGCCCACCUCCCCGGGCAACAGCCCCCUCCACAGCAGAAGACACCUCUGCCAGCCCCUCCUCCCCCACCAGCUGCCCCUGCCCAGACGCUGGUGCCCGCUCCGGCCCAUCUGGUGGCUGCAGCUGGGGGAGGCUCCACGGUCAUCGCCCACACGGCCACUACCCACGCCUCAGUCAUCCAGACUGUGAACCACGUUCUCCAGGGGCCAGGCGGCAAACACAUCGCCCACAUUGCCCCCUCGGCCCCCAGCCCUGCUGUGCAGCUGGCACCUGCCACACCCCCCAUUGGCCACAUCACAGUGCACCCUGCCACCCUCAACCACGUGGCCCACCUUGGCUCCCAGCUGCCCCUAUACCCACAGCCUGUGGCAGUGAGCCAGCCCGUGGCGGUGAGCCACAUCGCUCACACCCUCUCGCACCAGCAAGUGAACGGCACAGGCGGGCUGGGGCCUCCUGCCACCGUCAUGGCAAAGCCAGCCGUGGGGGCUCAGGUGGUACACCACCCCCAACUGGUGGGCCAGACAGUGCUCAACCCUGUGACCAUGGUCACCAUGCCCUCCUUCCCAGUCAGCACACUCAAGCUGGCUUGAGGAUGAGGCCACUCAGAGGCCCCCAGUGGGGGCAAAGAGGGGGACCUGUCCCCCACUCUCCCACCAGCUCCACACAUUCCAGCCAGGCCCACCCCACCCAUACCCACCCCCAGGCCUCCUAGGGGAAGGGGGUGCAGAGACUCUGAGCCAGGGGAGGGAGGGGCCACCCCAGGGAGCUGGGCACAGGGCAGGGGGUUACCCCACUGCACUACGACUUGAUAAAAUGAUGAGAGACGCUCUGGUGGACUUGCUGCCUGUCCGGCCUGGUGCCGUUCCUGCCUCCCCAUCCUGUCCCCCGAAACCAGUGUGAUGUGAAACGUCUCCCUCCCCUGCUGCCUUCCUGUGCUGCUGCUGCUAUUGCUGUCUGGUGAGGUGGCUGAGCGCCCGGGCCCUCCCCUCCCGAGCCUCAGCCUUCUCUUCCCAGGCCUUUGGAGGGAAAAGCGGGGGAAGCUGAACUGAAGCAACUUGGUGCAGAAAGUUGGGGACCACUGUGAGCCCCGCUCUGAGUACAGGUGACAGGUCCUAGGACGUGGCUGGUCUGGAGUCUUACCCAGAGAGGUGGGUGCCCUAGCUUGGGGCUCUGCGACCCAGUUGCAGUCACUGUGAUUCCUUACAGCAGAAACUGGUUAAGAUGAUUCUCUGUCAACAGUAAACCAAACCCAAACUGUUGCCAAGCUUCUGAGCUCCCCCUCCCCCCAAUCCUUGCCACUGGGCUCCUGACCUCAGGAGGACAGGCUGAGGAUGGGGUGGGUAAGGAGGGGCUUGGCUGUCCCCAUCUUUGCUGUCACCGCCCCCCCACCUCCCCCAGCCUGGGUCUGAACUGAGAGAUGUUCUGGACCCCUGUCCCCGUCCCUGGGUGUCUGUUGGCUUCCAGAAGGCAGAGAAAGGGUGCUAUCUGGCGUUUACUCCCGACUCCCUGGCCUCUGCUCAGUGCUCUGCGCUCCCCCAAGGGGUGGGUAUGCUUGGGUGCCUCAUCCCGCCUGGGAGACAUGGGCCGGCAUCUGUCUGGGUUCCAGGAGCCUGAAGCCACACUGCUGAGGCAAUCAGGAAGUUAAACUCUAGGGGUUCCAGUAAAGCUCCCAACCUUUUUCCAAACAGGCUCUGGGGUCCCAUAGCGAGGUAGUAGGGCCGGACUGUUGUAGGGCUGCUGCUUCUGCCCCCUAUUUCUCUGUCUCACACCGCCUUUCUCCAGUGGGCUGUUUGAGUGUACCCUUUCUGGUGGGGGCUGUGGUGUGCCACCGCCAUCCCCUGAGGAAAGGUCCUUAGUUGGGCCGAGAGCAGGGCCAAGCUUGGGGUGGGAAGGCGCGAGGGGGCCUGGUGUAGGAGAUGCUGCUUUCCCUGCCUCUGCCUUGGCAGACUGCUUUGGCUUCUCUUUUUAUGUGGGUAUUUAUUACAAGUGGCCUUGUGUCAGACACUCAGUUACACACACGUGCACACUUGGCUCCCCACCUGGACACACUCACUGAUGGCCUUUCAGUGUGGGGGAAGGAAGCGAGUGUCCCUAGGUGUGAAGUUUGCACUGACAGGCUGGGGGGUGGGGUGAGUGUAAGGGCCCAGGAUCCUCUGGAGUGGCUCCAGCAGAGGUCUUGAAUAGAUAUAGAUGCCUAAGAACUCCCUGUGGGUUUGUUCCUGAUCCUGGAGACCUCCCAGGGGACUGUUUUCUUCUCAUUUCUCUCUCCUGGGGAAAGGGAAGGCCUAUCCAUGCCUUAGAGGCCUCCAGGAGGGAAUCCCAUACCACCCCACAGCGCUCCCACCUUCCAAGCUUGCUGCCUUCCUGCGCCUGCAGCCACCACCACCACCACCCUGGUUCUCCGGGGAGCCAGUUUCACUCUUCCCAGUGUGAUUACAAUGGAAAAGCAGAGGGAGAUGGGCAGGCCUGGCACCCAGGGAACAGUCAGAGAAGCAUUGAUGAACCUGCCUCGGCUCUGUUCACCUCCCUGCAUCCCAAGGCCGGUCCAGAGUUGAAACUUGUCAGCCAGUUGCCCCUUGGGCCUGCACAGAUACCUCAUCCGCCCGCUGCCCCCGACCCUCCCGGCCCCCAGCAAGGGGGCCUCCGAAUCUAGUGCCGAAUGACUAUGUCCAGAUUGGUGACGAUGGGUGUUGUAGCUGUUUUUGUUGUCGUUUGUGAAUGCUGUGACGCUGUGUGCCCUAGAGGGCAGCUGCCGCCCAGCCCUUCCUUGGGCAUCUCCUCUCAGAGCUGUCAGGACCACAUCUGUCCUCGCCCUGUGGGACCGCCUGCCCCUCCCCUCCCUAGCCCUUCCAGCCUGGGGGACGCGCAUGUGCGCGCGUGCACACACACAUCUUACCUCUCAUGCGUGUUUUACUUUUUGAUGUUCGGAGUGGCUCACUGGCUGGGAGUCUUUACCUCGGGGAGAAGGGGGAGUUGGUUCCUUGGUGGGGGGCAAAGAAGGGCAGGGAAUACCUGGAGCGGAGCUAGGGGUCACCAUAACCCCUGCUCUCUCCAGGAACAGCUUCUUCUCCCCCAUCCCAGGGUCCCACCCCCACCCCCCCCAAGAGGUGGCCCUUGUUUACAGUGAGGACUCGGUCACUGUGUCUCCGUUUCCUGAAAUAUAAACUGUAGUGACCCCAGACUAGAUUUUUAUGUGUUUGGAUACAUCUGCUGUGUGGGGG
Molecule: messenger RNA, 4816 nt
Organism: Hipposideros armiger (great roundleaf bat)
Lineage: Eukaryota; Metazoa; Chordata; Mammalia; Chiroptera; Hipposideridae
Gene: MNT
Product: MAX network transcriptional repressor
Exons: 6
Coding region: 422-2185 (587 amino acids)
Biological process (GO): regulation of transcription by RNA polymerase II
Molecular function (GO): RNA polymerase II cis-regulatory region sequence-specific DNA binding; DNA-binding transcription factor activity, RNA polymerase II-specific; protein dimerization activity
Source: RefSeq, a predicted model, not a curated record